Messenger RNA from Paramecium tetraurelia, 1128 nucleotides. RefSeq lists its product as uncharacterized. The record is from RefSeq and is a predicted model, not a curated record. The transcript is spliced from 5 exons. Lineage: Eukaryota; Ciliophora; Oligohymenophorea; Peniculida; Parameciidae.
AUGAAAACUCUUCUUCUGUUUAUCGUAUUCCUUGGAAUAAGAGCAGUAAGAAGGAAGGAUGAAGACCAAUUCCAAGCAAAUUAAGAAAUUUUGCAUAAUGAUCCCAGUUUUGAUGAUCUAGAGGAAAUAUCAGAAAAUCCGUUGGGAGCAAAGGUAUUGUAAACUGUUGCUCUGCAAAUUAAAAGUGGAGAAGGCAUUGACAGCAUAGUUUCCUUAUUGACAAAUUUAAAGGGUGACCUUGAAGGAAAAUAAAUUUAAUAAGAUGGGUCAAAUGCAGCCAUCUAAUCAUAAUGUAAAUCAGAUAUGGACAGUUAUGGUUAGAGAGUUUAAUUAGCAGUAAAUGAAAUUAAUGAUGUUGAAUUUAAAGUUGGUAGAUUAGAGUCAGAUAUUGAAGAUUAUACUAGUGAGUUAGACCUUAAGUAAUCCUAAAUAGAUACUUUUUAAAGUUCAGAGAAUUCCUUGAGAGAUUUGAGGUUGUAACAAUCAGCAAAUUAUAACAAAAGAUUGGGUUAAUUAAAAGAAAUGAUAAAUGCAUUUUAAGUUAUGCUACCAAAAAUGCACGAAUUGUAUGAUUAAGUCUAAUAGAGAGAUGCAGAAUCUUUUGUGUAAGAAGAAGCCUUUGCUACAUCUUUUGUGCAAUUAGCAAAUAGUGGAUCUCUUAAUCCAAUUCUAGCUCUGGUUUAGGUUACCUCGAUGAUGGAUUCAAGAUCAAUCUAAACCAUAAUAGAAAAAAUGGAAGUUGUCCGAGAUUCCUUAAUAACUUCUGUGGAUGAGGAGACUGCUUUAGAAGAGCAGGCCAUUAGAGAUAAUGAUGUUACUCUUAAUGAAAUAUUUAAUGCUAUGCAGGCUUUGACUAGAGAAAAAGCAGCAGACGAUGAGUCUUUGUAAGAUACCAUAAGGACUAGAGAUCAAUAACAGAAAAGGGGAAGUGAUGCCUAGGCUGAAUUUGUAGCAUCAAAGACAGGAAUGAAAUAAAGAAGAGGACAAUGUUAAGAAUUAUUAGUCUAAUAUUAAUAAAAUACCAUUUAAAGAAGUAGGGAAAUCGAGAUCAUUAAAAAAGUGUAGAUUAUUAUUUAGACAAAAUUAAAUGUUGUGAAGUCAUUCAUCCAAGAACAAUAGAUUUCUUGA